AUGAGCCCCAACGAGCUCCAGACUUUGAAGUUCGCCCACGUUGUGGACGGCAAGCUGUUAGAGGGGAAGAAGCUGGAUUGUUGCAAGGACCCGAGAACCAACGAGCCCCUAUGGAACGUUCCGGUUGCAGGCUCAGAAGAGCUGCAAAUUGCGGUCACUGCGGCUCAGAAUGCAUUUCCUAUAUGGUCCAAGAAGCCGGUCACCGAACGACAAAGCGCCUUACUGCAGCUGGUGGAUGCACUUCGCGAGCAGAAAGAGUUUCUGGCGACAAUUGUUUCAAAGGAAACCGGAAAAUCCGAAAUCUUUGAUGAAAUAGUCCACGAAGACGACACUGUGCAGAUCGUUCAAACGCACACUCCACUGGGUAUUGUCGGAGCGAUAUGUCCAUGGAAUUUCCCACUAGUCCUCGCAGUUGCCAAGGUCGCCGCAGCUAUAGUGACGGGUAAUUGCAUUAUCGUGAAGCCAUCUCCCUUCACUCCAUACAGUAUUUUGAAGUUUGCAGAGAUCGCCACGAAGAUUGUCCCCGCGGGUGUUUUCCAAGCCCUCAAUGGCGACAACUCACUAGGGGCUAGCAUGACAACCCACCCUGGAAUUCAAAAAAUCAGCUUCACCGGCUCGACCAAAACGGGUAAGAAGAUCAUGGAGGCUGCCAGCGGAACACUGAAGCGGAUCACGCUUGAACUUGGUGGCAAUGACGCGACGAUUGUCUGCGCCGAUGUGGACGUGAGCAAGGUCGCGACUGAAGUUGCGAAUGGAUGUCUUUUCAACGCGGGUCAAAUGUGCGUCGCGACAAAGCGUGUUUACGUCCACGAAAGCAUCCGUGAAGAAUUCUUGCAACGUUUCGUGGAAGCGGCGAAGGUGUUCACGGAACAGCCCACUAUAGCACCUCCUAUUUUUGGUCCGAUGCAAAACCAGAUGCAACAUGCUAUUGUUCAGGGAUUGAUUGAGGAUUGCAAGGCUACGGGGUGCAAUAUCCUCGUAGGUCAAAAUCAAUCGCCCAAUGGUCUGUUUAUAGAACCAACUGUUGUUGAUAACCCACCCGAUGACUCUCGGAUUGUGAGAGAGGAACAAUUCGGUGAGACUUACCUACGGUCUCAUUUACUGGACGAUUUAUUUUCUAACACUCAUGUCACAGGCCCGAUCAUCCCCAUCCUAUCCUGGAAGGACGAAGAGGAGGUCAUCACGCGUGCUAAUGACACUGAUGUAGGACUCGGAGCCUGCGUCUGGUCGAAAGAUUCAACUCGUGCUUUGUCAAUUGGUCGACAAUUGGAAGCCGGUUCAGUCUGGAUCAACAGCUCUGAAAAGCCAAAUCCAGCCGCUUACUUCUCCGGACAUAAACAGAGUGGGAUAGGGGGUGAACGGGGUCGGCAAGGUCUUUUGUCCUACUGUAACACACAGUCAAUCCACAUCUACAAAUAG
This is a messenger RNA of Penicillium atrosanguineum, 1419 nucleotides long. Its product is annotated as aldehyde dehydrogenase family protein. Gene Ontology annotation, molecular function: aldehyde dehydrogenase (NAD+) activity. The coding region runs from base 1 to 1419 and encodes 472 amino acids. The record is from RefSeq and is a predicted model, not a curated record. Lineage: Eukaryota; Fungi; Ascomycota; Eurotiomycetes; Eurotiales; Aspergillaceae. The transcript has 2 exons.